CUCCUUUCUUCCCCUCUUCAACAUGUCCACUGAGCCGUCCAUAUACUCGGCUUCAGGUGAACACGAGUCGCGCUCCCCCAUCGACUUUCCCGCCCGCGAAACUCGUACCCGACGGUCGCGUCGCAGAAACCCCGACGAACUCGACAUCGACCGUAAAGAACCCCCCAAACCCGUCAAAGCGAAAGAACGAGAGAAGGAGAAGGAAAAGGAAAAGGAAAAGGAAAGAGAACAGGAACCGGAGAGAGAGACCAAACGGGGCAGUCGUCGCCAGCGAGAGAAGUCCACGUCGACGCCGACCAAUCCGUCCUAUUUCACCGCGCCUCACGCUCGCAAGAAGCCCAAGUUGGAGGCUUCCACCCCCGAUCAGAGUCCCCAGCUGGCUCCUUCGCCAAUCCUCGUCCCUGCGACGAGUGCUCCCUCCGUUCCCCCGGCGGCUGCUGCAGUCUUAGCUGCAGCUCCAGUGCCAGCCCCGACGCCCGCCCCAAGCACUCCCAUAGCCAGUCCCCGGGCAUCUCGAAUCGAUCCUCAACCCAUCCUACAGCAGGGUCCGGCUCGUCUGAUCAACCUGUCGUCCCAUCCGACACCGCCACCCGUGGCUCCGGCCCUCCUCGCCUCCUCGUAUCCGACCAUGAUGCCAUCCGCGCCUCCUCCGCGGCCGCAGUCCCAGCCGCCCGCCCCCCCGCCGCAAAGGACCAGCGGCCAGAACUUCGAUCCCAUUCGGUCUGCCUUUGAUACGGCAUCUCCAGCGCAAGCCCCGGCCCCAGUUCCGGCCCCAGUUCCGGCCCCGGCUCCGAUCUCCGCCUCCUUCAGUCCUCCAACGCGCCCUCUCUCUCCGCGUCCGACCUUCCGUGCCAGUGCCUCUCCGGCCAUUGCCAGUAUCAUUGAUCCUCCCACAACCUCAUCGCCGCCGAUCUAUGCUCCCCGUCCGUAUGGAUCUCCGAUUCACGGCGCGUCCAGCUACUCCCCAUCCCCCGUGGGGGCACAAAUCGCUCCCACACCGCCGCCACCACAACCACAGCCCAUACCCCAACAUCAGCCUCGACCGGUUUCACCCUAUGCCCUUCGGUCUCCGUAUGCGCCCAUCCCACAACCGCAUCCCAUCCAAGAACCGCCGCCUCAAGCGCCGCCCCAACCUCCUCAAGCUUCUCCUCAAGCUGCGCCUCAAGCUCCGUCCCAAGCUCCGCCCCAAGCUCCGUCUCAAGCUCUGCCUCAAGCUCCGUCUCAAGCUCUGCCUCAAGCUCCGGCGCCACAGCCCCUUCCUGCGCUUCCCCCUCCGGCCCCCGAGCCGUUGACCCCAGCGCCCUCGAAUAACCGACCGCCCUCGCCUGGUCCGACGCCUAUGGACAUCGAGCCAGACCCACCGGCACCCUCGACAGUGUCCAAGGUGAUCAAGAAGGAUAAGGAUAUAAAAACCCCCUCGGCAGCAGCGACGCCGAAGGCUCCGUCUCCCAAGCCGCCUCGGGCGGCGAAAGAGACCCCUCAGCUACCCCAGGGCUCGGGAUUGAUAUCCAAUGCGCUCUUCGGCGUCGAUGGCGGGGCGUCUACAGGCGACUCGGACAACCGCCGCGUGCCUAGCAUUGUCCUGCAUGUCCCGCUCCAGGGCACCGGGAAUCAGAUCAUCAACUUCGCCCGCUUGGCUGAGGAACAAUAUGGCUUUGCCGCGUUGCAUCCUCGCCUCGCAGCACACAAGGAGCGGCUGGCGCGUGUUGCGGCGGCCGGGGCUCUCCUGGAACGAAACGACAAGCCUGGUGGCCGUGGGCUCUCCGCGGGGGAAAGUGCCGAUGAGGAUCUCAGUCUGGAGAUGGAUCGUGACAGCGACUUGGAGGGCGAGGGAGCGAUGGGAGGCGCAGCACGCCCCAAUGGCGCUGAGUCGGAGGGGAAGAAGAAGCGCCGCAAGAAGAAAAUGGAGGAGUAUGACCGGGAUGAUCCGUUUGUGGACGACAGUGAGUUGGCCUGGCAGGAACAGGCGGCCGCCAGUAAGGAUGGAUUCUUCGUCUACAGUGGGCCGCUGGUGGCGGAUGGCGAGAAGAUCCAGGUUGAACGGGCCGAUGGGACGAUCAAACGUGGCCGUGGCCGCGGACGUGGUGGUCGGGGUCGAGGGCCUUCGUCGCAUCAGCAGAUGGCGUUGGCCUCGGCUGUCCCGAUCUCGCAGGAGACCGGCUUGCCCGUGCGAGGGCCAGGCUCACGAGGAGGCAGCACCACUCGUCGACCGCGCAUCAGCAAGGCCGCCCGUCAGCAGGCCGAGCAGGACAAAGCCGGCCAUUCGCCCGCAACCUCGCACGGCCGUGGCGGUGGUGCGGCCGGUCGAGGAGGCAGCAACAGCACUCGCGGAGCCAAGAAUCCCAUGGUCGAACUGGCUCCACGCCCUAACCUGGCGCCUGCUCCCCCGGCCCCCAAUCCUGUGGGUGGAUCAGAGAUCGCCAUGAAGUAGGACUGUUCUCCAAGCAUACGAUGGAUCACGACCUCCUUCUCCUCCUCCUCUUCUUCUUCUUCCUCUUCCUCUCCCUCUCUUACGACGGUACCGCGUUCGGUGCCCAUUCAUCGGUUUCAUGUGUUUCUUUCGUCCGUUGGCGUUGUCAGGUCCGGGUUACAACAGGGGGAAUGAUGAAAGGGCAUUCGUAGAAUGAUUAAGUCGGAUGUAGGGCCAGUGUUUGUGCCAUAGUGUCAUGGCUCCUAUCUCAUUUUAUUAUUAUUAUUAUUAUCUUUUUUUUUUUUUUUU
This is a messenger RNA of Aspergillus heteromorphus CBS 117.55, 2719 nucleotides long. RefSeq lists its product as uncharacterized. NCBI's taxonomy places the organism in Eukaryota, Fungi, Ascomycota, Eurotiomycetes, Eurotiales, Aspergillaceae. The transcript is spliced from 2 exons. The record is from RefSeq and is a predicted model, not a curated record. The coding region runs from base 23 to 2431 and encodes 802 amino acids.